AUGUCUACCCAAAAACCCCUCGACACCCCACCAUCUUCCAUUCGAUCCCAAUCAUCUGAAAACGCGUCGAAACCUCCUCCCGACGCGCGUUCGGUCGCCUUUCCCUCCAACUCGAACGCCCCCUCUACUCGUGCCGAAUCCCCCUCCAAACUUCCUCGUUCCGUGUCAUUCUCCGUGGCCUCUCGUCCCAAAAACACGAAACAAAAAUCAUUUUCCACCGCCCCUGGCCCGCCCAUACCAUUCCCCUCACCCCCUGUGCCCGUCCACUCGCACGUCACGUCGCCUUCAUCGUCGACUAUCAACGCUGGAUCUGGCACAACGACACCAAUGUCGCUACCCGAACCCGACGACACACGCCCUCGCUACCAUUCUUCCGUCUCGCGCAACACCAUCCCCCGCUCGCAAUCUUCAUCUUUUGCUGGCAAACUCCAGUCCUUGCGCAAGAAGAUUGAGUCAGAGCUCUCCCGAAAGCGCCCCGGGUCGCAGAAUGCCCAGCAGGUUUCGGGGGGAGGUAACAAGAGGCAGAGCAAGCGUGCUUUGAAGGGGACUGUCGCUGGACUGAGGCCUAGUCCUGCUUUGACCGUGCCCGAGGGGAUGAGCGUGGCCGACGCGAGUCAGCUUUGUGCUGCCAAGCGUGCCGACUGUGUCUUGGUCGUCGACGAGGAAGAGGGAUUGAGUGGUAUCUUUACUGCCAAGGAUCUCGCUUUCAGAGUCACUGCCGAAGGCCUUGAUCCCAGGAUCACUACCGUCUCUCAGAUCAUGACCAAGAACCCCAUGGUAACCCGUGACACUACCAGCGCCACCGAAGCUUUGCAGCUCAUGGUCAGCCGUGGUUUCAGGCAUCUCCCGGUCUGCAACGAGGACGGUGACGUCGUCGGUCUCCUCGAUAUCACCAAGGUCUUCCACGAGGCUCUCGCCAAGGUCGAGCGUGGAUCCACCGCUACCUCCCAGCUCUCUGCCGCUCUCGCCGGUGUCCAGACCGAGCUUGGUCCUGGUAUGCAAGGCAAUCCUCAGGCGGCUGCCAUGCUCGCCUACGUCGAGACUCUUCGUGAGCGAAUGGCGUUGCCCGACCUGACCACCGUGCUCGAUCUCCGAUCGUCGCCUCCUGUCGUCACCCCUCGAACUAGCGUGCGUGAUGCUGCCAGGCUCAUGAAGGAGCGCCGAACCACCGCUGUCUGUGUCAUGGAGGCCAACCACGGGACGUCGGCCAUUUCCGGUGUUUCUUCUGGCGGUGCACCUCCCAAGAUUGCUGGUAUCUUUACCAGUAAGGAUGUUGUGCUGCGAGUCAUUGCUGCCGGUUUGGAUGCGCAGAGAUGUUCGGUGGUCAGGGUCAUGACUCCCCACCCUGACACGGCUCCUCCCACCAUGGUCGUCCAGGACGCGUUGAAAAAGAUGCACAAUGGUCACUAUCUCAACCUUCCCGUUGUCGAGUCUGACGGCAGACUCAUCGGCAUUGUCGAUAUCGAAUCCAUGAGCGAAGACCAAGACAACCAAAGCGGUGGACCCAUGUGGUCCAAGUUCUUUGAGGGUCUCCCCGGUGCUGGUGGUGACGACGACACCGCUUCCAUCGUGUCCGCCUCGGAACGCCCCGAUACCCCUUCGCGCUCUCACCUCGGCCACGGCCGUGGUCUCUCCAGCAUGACUUCUCCCAUUUCCGAGAUCAUGCCCAACGACUCUGCCUCUGCUGUAGACGACGGUGCUUCCGAUAUCGGUGGUAAGCGAGGUGGUGCUGCUUCCAGCGUCGCGCCUCCUUUGCCAGUGGACGACGGAACCUACGUGUUCAAGUUCAAGACGCCUUCUGGCAGGACACACAGGUUCCAGGCUCGAUACGACUCUUUCGAUCUCCUCCGAGACAUUGUCGCUGGCAAGCUCGUGUCGGACCCCUUCUUUGCGGCUUCUUCCGCGCCUGAAGGUACCGAGGUUCACCUUCCUGACCCCAAUGUCUUUACUCUCCACUACAAUGAUGACGAGGGAGAUCUGGUGACCAUGACUGCGGACGGUGAUGUUGAAGACGCCGUCAGGAUCGCGAGGAACCAAAAGACCGACCGAGUGGUGUUGGUCGUCGACGGAGGCAAGGUCUGGGAAGCCGCUGCCAAAGACUUGGGCGGCGAGAAGGCUGUGGAAGCUCUCAAAGCUGCCGCCGUCGAAGAAGCUCCCACUCCUGUCGUCGCCACCCCAGCCGCCGCCGUCGACCCCGAAGAAGCCGCGCUCGUAGCUCCCACCGCCAACCCCGCGACCGAACCUACGUAUACCUCUGAAAAAUCGGCUCACCCCGUGCACGCUCCGCAGUACCAAGACCACGGUCGUACGAUCAGGUCGAGCGAUGGACAGGAGCUUGUGGCUGGGUUCUUGCCCAAGGAUAUGGUCUUGCCGGCGGCGAUUGGGUUUUUGGGUGUGGUGAUUUUGGGCGUGUUUAUCGCUGGCAAAAAAUAG
Cryptococcus amylolentus CBS 6039 is the source of this 2433-nucleotide messenger RNA. RefSeq lists its product as hypothetical. The coding region runs from base 1 to 2433 and encodes 810 amino acids. The record is from RefSeq and is a predicted model, not a curated record. The transcript has 4 exons. NCBI's taxonomy places the organism in Eukaryota, Fungi, Basidiomycota, Tremellomycetes, Tremellales, Cryptococcaceae. Gene Ontology annotation, molecular function: protein binding.